GCGUAGAGUAAUCUAUUCACGACAGUUAUCCUUGGCUUCAUUCCCAACCAAGUGCUCAGUUAGUCGGCGUCAAUAAAAGCAGACGGGAACACGGGAUAACCUAAACAUGCAGUAAAAACACCCGGCUCGAACCACAAUGGAAAAUGGUUGAAUUCUGUGCAGUUAACUGCGUAAUGGUGGUACUACAUAAUAUACAUUGGUGUGUUUGACGUAGGCUAACAGUUUUUAACUUACUAGGAUUUUUAUAUUAUCAGCUGUAAAAAUCGAAGUGUCGAAUAAAUUAUUAGGGUGGCUUCCUACAAUAGUAGCAUAGGAAGGAUUAACCCCCACCAUGCAUGGCUACAAAAAUGUUCUGCGAGUAACUAUUAUGGGACUCGUUAUACUUGAAGUGACCCUGGGGAACCAAUACUACACUGACAGAUGGGCAGUACAUGUAGAAGGUGGGGAAAAAAUAGCCCGUUCCCUGGCCGAAAAAUACGGAUUUGUUUAUCUUGAUCAGAUUAUGCCAGAUUAUUAUCAUUUUCAACAUAGAAAAGUUGCAAAGAGGUCGAUACGACCAAGUAAUUAUCACCAUCGUAACUUAGCUACAGACCCCAAUAUAAAAUGGUUAGAACAACAAAUAGCCAAGAGAAGAGUAAAAAGAGAUUUACAUUUUAAUGAUCCCAAGUGGCCUAUCAUGUGGUAUCUGAAUCGUGGACGAGGUUUAGAUAUGAAUGUGUCACAUGCAUGGAGUAUGGGUUAUACUGGUAAAGGAGUAGUUGUAACAAUAUUAGAUGAUGGUAUUGAAAAAGAUCAUCCAGAUCUCAAAAAUAAUUAUGAUUAUCAUGCUAGUUAUGAUGUAAAUGGUCAUGAUCCCGACCCCCAACCAAGAUACGAUUAUUCCAAUGAAAACAGACAUGGCACAAGGUGUGCAGGGGAAGUGGCAGCUCAAGCUGAUAAUGGUGUGUGUAAUGUAGGUGUGGCUUUUAAUGCUAGAAUAGGAGGUGUGCGAAUGUUAGAUGGUGAUGUAACCGAUUCUGUAGAAGCCCAGUCCUUAAGUUUAAAUCCACAACAUAUAGAUAUAUACAGUGCUAGUUGGGGACCUGAUGAUGAUGGUAGAACAGUUGAUGGUCCAGCUACUCUAGCUAGGAAAGCUUUUUAUGAUGGCAUAACAAAGGGUCGGGAUGGUAAAGGUUCUAUUUUUGUAUGGGCAUCGGGUAAUGGUGGUAGAGAUGGUGAUAAUUGUAACUGUGAUGGUUAUACUAACAGUAUCUAUACACUAUCUAUAAGUAGUGUGACAGAGAAUGGUAACAUUCCUUGGUAUUCAGAGGCUUGUUCUUCGACAUUAGCAACAACUUAUAGUAGUGGAUCUGGUGGUGAAAAACAAAUUGUUACAACAGAUUUACGCAAGACAUGUACAGAGAAUCAUACGGGUACUUCAGCAAGCGCUCCUCUUGCUGCUGGUUUAAUAGCUCUUGGAUUAGAAGCAAAUGACAAACUUACAUGGAGGGACAUGCAGCAUAUUGUAGUAGAGACUGCUAAACCUGAUAGAUUAAAAGCUAAUGAUUGGGUAACAAAUGGAGUUGGAAAAAAUGUGAGCCAUUCCUUUGGUUUUGGAUUAAUGGAUGCAGGAUCUAUUGCUGCAUUAGCUAGAAACUGGACAACCGUCCCUGCUCAACAUAUAUGUGAAAUCCGGUCACCAGACCAUAAUAGAAUCAUACCAACGAAUGGAAAGAUAACUGUUCCAUUACCUACUAAUAGCUGUCAAGGAACUGCUAACCAUGUUAAAUAUUUAGAACAUGUACAAGCACGAAUUACAAUGACCUCAUCGCGGAGGGGAGAAAUCCAGAUUUUCUUGACAUCUCCAGCUGGUACUCGAUCUACCUUGCUGGCUAAACGUAUUAGAGACACUUCUCGUGAAGGAUUCAAUAAUUGGGCUUUCAUGACUACUCACAAUUGGGGAGAAUAUGCCGAGGGCACAUGGAUUUUAGAAAUAGAAAAUGGCGCCAGUUCAUCUCGACCUGUAAGAUUGAGGGACUGGGUGCUAGUAUUAUAUGGAACUGAUAGACAUCCGUGGAGGAAAAAAGUCCCAGCCCGUCCUCACCGUGCUCCUCCUACCAGAAGGCCAAUGUUAAUCUACCCUUCCCAAAAACCUUAUACAACUAGACCCUCAAUAAAGAGCACCAUGCAUACCAACAACUGGCCUUCCAAUCGUAAGAUUUGGCACCCGUAUCACCGCAAAUUCUGGGAACCUUAUGUGCCAUUCAAUUCCAAGUCUUCCACCUAUGCACGACACAGAUCACACCAUUUGCCCCAUCCUGCCCACAUGUGUGUGUACGAAACUCUUGCCAAAAAGUCCAACAUUUCUGCACUGCAGUAUAUUAGGAUGAUUCGCCCAAAUUUAACUGCAGCCGAGUUAAAAGAAUGGACAUUAGUGGUGAUUGGAACUGGUACCCACCCAAUCAAGGACAAUAACACACCUCCAGUAAAUGUUGGCACUGCCUUCACAUGUCGUGGUGUCAAGUCCAAUGGCAUUUGUAUAGGUCUGUUGCUCUUUCCUAUUGUUUUAGCAGAACUUUUUGGCAGAAUUUUACAGCACAUUCCACACACUUUGUUAUAGCAGGGUGACCUUGUGUUAUGUUAGGGCUAGGGCAGGGGUAUAGAUUUUACCGGGUUUUGUUUUAAUCUGCAUGGAUCACACUAGCCAAUUAAUUGCAAAUGCCAAUUGAGUUUUAAUCUACUUGAAAAUAACACAUACACAAGAUAGGAAGCUGCUUUUGGAUAAAAAUAGCACUGUGUUAUUUGUAAAAAUUGCUUUCAUCUUGAGAAAAGAAUUUCUUCUGUAGAUUUUAUUGAUUUGAAGACAAAAAUGUAUUGCUUUUGGAAAGUUUUGAUGAGAAAAGGGUCAUUCAAUGCAAUUUUCCAGAACAGAACUGUCACGAUUACAUUUCCUUCACAGCAUAGAUAUUCGUGUUUAGAUACUUCUAGUUAAAUGUCUGCAGAGAAAGCAAUGAAUCUAUAUGUACAAUCAGAAAUGUCAUUGAGGGCAAUAAAUUGACCUUUAACUGAAUGCAAUAGUAAAUCAGUGUAGGUUUAAAUAUGAUAGCAAUCAGUUUUGAUAAACAUGAUCAAAUAUCUGUGGAUUAUUAAUUAUUUCUAAGUAAGGAAUUGAUUAUUUUCAUUGGCCAGUACAAGAACAUAUUCUGGAUUAAAAUGAUAUUUUUUUACAAAUACAUGCAUUCUUCUUUUUAAAAGUAAAUUUAGAUAAAAAAAAAAAGAAUAAAUGUCUUCCAAUAUCUGAUAAUCUUGCCAGACUUGCUAGUUUACAGUCAUGCCUAGUCCUUGAUAGGCUCUAAUGUCAUAUAAAUAAACUGGAUGAAGUUCCAUACCCUAAUGAUGAUAAAAUGAUAGCCAUGAAAAGUUCUGAAAGUUAUCUAUAAUGGUUUUACUAUUACACUGAUCAAGCUUUUGUCAUUUAUUAGAUGUCUCUUUCUUUCAUCUUAAAUCAUAAUGAUUUGCCAGAAUAUGACUCUCCUAUAUGAUGCAGACAAGUUGAAUAUUUAAUAAGCCAUUGUAAUUGUUGGCUCUUUUUGAAAAAAAAAUGCAGACCAUUUUUAAAUGCUAUACUUUAAAACAAAGGUUAGUAUGCUGGUAAUUUGCCAACAGAAAACAAAAUUCUAAAGAUUCUCAAGUUACUAUAAACUUACAUAUAUACAACUUGGAAGGAUUUGGUGAAUGGACGGAUAUCUUAAAAAUAUAGGUCUUUGUUGUCAAAACAUUGCUUUUACAUGUAAAAUUGCCAUGACAACAAAUAUUUUGAAUGGCAUGCUUAAUUAUCUGUACUGGUAGUUGAAAAGUUCAUUAUCUGGCAAGUUGAAGAACAUUUUGUUCCAUUUUUCCUCAACAACUACAAAAUAUUCUAGGAUUGAACCACAGCAUACAAUUAUCAUGCUAGUAAUGACCUGAAGAUCAUGCAAUAUUGCUAUGUAGAGUAAAAAAAAGCAUCAGAUACUGAAUCAAAAACUUAGCUAUAAUGGUUCCAUCCUGGAAAUAUCAACUUUAGAAGCACCUUUCUAUGCAAAAUAUGUUUAUAUUUCCUUUUUGAUUUCUAAAUUCUUUGGUUAUAUUUCUGGUCAUAUUUAAUUUAUUAUUAUUUCAUCUGUUUCUAAAAUAAAAAGUUCAUGUUAAUUUAUUAAGAAAUGGAAAAUGUAGUAUGGGACCACAUUUAAGUUUGUUUUGGCAGCUUCAUAUGAAAAUGGCAAUUUCACAGGAUUCCCAUAAUUAUAACAAACAAAUAUUAUCUAACCAGGAAGGUGUAGUGAAUAUUCAAAAGAAAUCUGACUCUUAAUUCAAUGGGUUAAUAAUGAACAAUAAGCCUAAUAAGUUUAUGACUUAGAACUGAUAUUAGCCCGUUCUUGACAGCAUUCAUGUAAGUAAAUACAAGAAAUGAGUUAGCAUAAGAUAAAUGAAAUAUGAUAGAUAAAAUGUACAGUUUUCUAUAUAUUAUUAAUUUCAAUGUUAAAAUGUGAUAAAUGUUUGUUUUCAUAAAUGUUCUCAUAUUUUGGAGAAAUUGUAGCGUUUUGUAAAUAUUGGGAAAGUGUGUGGUAAUUUAUUGUUAUUCAUUGUUGUUUAAGUUUAAUAAUGAUAUAAUGUAAUAUAUGAUAUACCUCAGAAAUAUAUGAAUGGUAUAUGUAAAUAUAUAUAUCUAUAUCAUUCUAUAUGGUCUCGUAUCAAAAUGAGUUAGUCCCUCAUAUACAUAUAUACUAUCAAAUUUUAAAAUAUACACUGUACAUAAUUCAGAGUCUUGAUUGCACCUCUUUGUUUUGGGUAUCAAUCAUUCUAAGGGCUUGUGAACACAUAUGUGAUCAAAAACCUAGAAGAUGUUCUUAUUACUGGUAAAAGUGUAAAUAAAUUAACAUAAUAUCAACAUAUACUCUAACUCUAGCUGAUUAAUGUAACUUCUCUGUAUAUAUACAAGAAAUCUCUUCCUAAAAUGAUAUUAAACUCAUAAUAAUAAACACAUACAUUUUCAUUUAUAUAUGGCUUAUAUAAUGCUAUUUUUAUUAUCAUUUAUUUAUUCCCCACCUCAUUUUCAUCGACAAUAUAACAUGAUUUUAUUUAAUGUUUGAUUUUUUAUCCAUAUUGUGUUGUGCCAAAUUUAUGAACAUAUUUUAAUUUAAAGUGCUUCCAGAUGGAAUUAUACAAAAUCUUAAAUGAAAUCCAGUUUUUAUCCUGAAAAUAUUUCUAUAAUUGAUUGUAAAGCAUAUUCAUAUUCAAGUCAAUAUAACUUAGAUAUUGACAUUAUAUAACUAAGUUAUUUCAUAUCCCACCAUUUUCAAAUAAUAUUGGGUGCUAUUUCAAAACCUAUUAAACCUAUGAACAACAACUAUGCCUUUUCCCAUUUUAAAAUCAAUAGGAAUCAUUAAUCAUGUGAUACUGCGCAAAUAUAGCACUACAGUAUAGAGAUAAUGGAACUAGUUUCAUUCUACUCUGUUUUAACACAAUUUUUCAAUAAAUAAAAUGUGAAAAAGAUAUUGUUUUAAAUUACCUAUUAUUUUAUUCUACAUGCUGGUAACCCCGUAUUAGCUUGAUAACCUUGAGAGAUAACUCUUCGAAACGCCGCCCAAAUAAAUAAGUAGCUGUUUUUCCAUAAGUAUGUGUUAUAGUUUUUUGCUCUACCGAGUUACUAAAUGCCUCUAAAAGAUUAUGCCGGUAACCAGUUAUUGAAUAUUGAGUAAUAGUGUUUUGUCCUUUAAACAUACAUGCAUAAUUCAUUCAACAUCAUAUCAUUAAGACUUUGUAUAUAUUUUAUAAUUAAAGAUUAAAAAGGUUGUGUUGAAUAUGUACAUAUAAAAUACAUGUGAAAACUAGUUUUGAGCUUUCCCUUAGUCUCUUUGAAUAAAGACAAACUUAAAACUUUCACGUUCCUAUUAAAUUAAUGAAGAGUACUUUGUGGAAAUUAAUUGCUGAUUGGAAAUAAUUUAAUGAGUUUAUCUGAGCUAUGUGAACCGUAAUCAAUUAGUGGUUGGAGAUUUAUUUCUCACAUUUAGCUGACUGUAGCAUUGACUACACACCCUAGGUGAUGCUAGGGAUUAACAUUGUAUAGUUUUAUUUCCUUAAUUCUCUUAUGCAAAAGGGAUUUUUACAGUGGAAGGAAACUAGAAAUAAGGGGUAUUCAUUGAAGUUAGGCAGAAGACCCUAUUUCUCGUCAAGAUCGAAACCACAAUACUUCACUCAAUGAGGGACUAAGCUGUACACAGUAGAUCACAUGGCCACCAAACCCCUAUUUGUUCAGUAUUGCUAAUUCAUCUCAAAGAUGGUUUGUAUGAUAAGUACAAUUAAUUAGAAUUGUUGACCCAGUUGCAACCAGGUGACAAAUUCAAACCUGUUUAAACCUUGCUAGUUAUCUAAAAGGAAGGAUGUCGUUAUUAACUUUAGAAUCUCGACUAGACAUUGAAAUGUUACUAUCUCAGUUUUUAAAUUGAAAAAUAAAUUCCCCACGCCAAAAAUAGUCAUUAUCUGAUUACUAAUAUGAGAUAUAGACACUCCUUUAUUUUAGUAUGAAGAUCAAAGGGCUUGCUUGUACUUCAAUUUCUAGUACCAUCCAAUAUGUUUGAAAUUCUAUUUCCGCUAAAGCAGUCACCUACUUGUUGAUCACUUUAUUUACUGUUAAUCGUUAAUUACAUAGUUAAAAUAGUUGUCCCUCCCACAUAUAAAUUAGAAAACAGCUUUAACCACAAACAUUAAGUAUUGGUUAUGACAUGAAAGUUUAGGUUUGUCUUGAUAUGUUAAUUAAAAGUGCAAUAGUUAUAGAUUUAAAUAUGUUUAUUAUAAGCUAGUCAUUCUGUUAGAUACUUAAUAGACAGGAUCAUAAAACAAUGCUAAAAAUUAUUUAAAGAUACAUUAUGGAAUAUUAGACAACAAGUUGGCAGUUCACACUAUAAUAGUUAAAAACUAGGCAACGUAAAGGCAAUUUGCUGAAAAUUUCAGUCAAAUUGAUCCACUAUGAACCGAGAAAUAAGCGAUCAAAAGUUCUGCAUAGCCUCGAUCAUCAUUACUAAAGUCGGUACUACAAAAAUCAUAGUCUCGAUUAUCCAUUUAAUCGUUAAAUCGAGAAGGAAAGUUAUGCAGCAAAUCGGAUCAUAAUCCAACAAAUAUCGCAGGCUAGCAUUGACAUCGAGAGUUGAUUAUGGUCUGGAUACGUUAAUUAAUGUCUAAUUAAUAGUUUAUAUAACAUUUCAGGCCUAAAGAAAGACCUACAAUAGGCAGAUUUAGCUCUUGCAUAAUGUAUGUUUAACAUUCUCAAAUUGUUUGUAGUGUAAACAUUUAGCUUAAACAGGAUAAAAUAGUAUGCUGUAGAUGCAUUAUUUAAGAUUUAGAUAAUGAGUUGGCCGAUCUCGCUACACUCAUUCAAAAAUAGAUGAUGAAAUAAUGAUAAAUUGAAAAAUUUCAGUCAAAUUACUUUAUUCUGAGCAAAGUUAUGAAUGUUUGAAGUUUUGACAAGAUGUAGCCUUAAUAGUCUUGAUUUUCAAGUACAGUUACUGCGAUACUAAACAAAGUCUUGAUUGUCCAUUUUAACGUUUAACGAAUAUAUGGCAGACAUUAUCUAAUCCAUUUAAUAUCUCAGCUAUCUGAUGAUCUAGAAAGUUAUCGGCUGUACAUAUGAAUAAAUGUCUUAAAAAUUUUUUAUAACAUUUGAAGCCAGAAAAAAGACCUGCAUAAGGCAGAUUUAGCUCAUACAUAAUACAUCUUUAAUGUUUACACUUAGGCUAUCUGAAAAUGGCUUCUUAUCGAUAAAGGUGUGGGUUGUUAGAUUGGUGCUUGCAUUCUUCUAUCAGAUCUUUGAAACAUAAUAACUUUACUUCUAGUGCUUGGAUUUUUAUUAUAUCUUCAAAGUACAAACAUUAAUGACAGCUACGAAUAUUUAAUUAGUGUACUAUAAUCUAAUUUGAAAAGCAAUACCAAUAAAAUUUGGAAAACACCUUCAUUGUAUCAAACAAUCACCAAAAUUCGAACAUGCAUAUUUGAUUAACCUUCUGUUUGAUGCUUAGUAACAGUUCAGACCGCAAUUCAAUUGGGCAGGAAGCCAAAAAGUACUUGUGAGUUAUGAUAUUUUGAGUUCUUUUUUAAAGAAGACAAAAAAAAACCCUCCAAAAAGCAUCUUAGAUCUAUGGUCCUGUCUGUUAAAAGAUUUAGUUUGUUAGAACUCUUAACAGUGUAUUCUUAAUGUUAAGUUUCAAAUUUACAUGUUGAAUUUUGUUAAAUUUCACGUGAGAAAUGAUAUUUGUUUAAAUACAUUUAACUAUUAAUUAUCAACUGUUAAUUUGUUAAUAUUCUAUGGGUUAAAAUGUAUAUCUUUUAAUUAUAUCCAAUUCAUCCAAUCAGUUCAAUCAGAAUUUUAUCAUUGUAUCAUUUCUUAAUUCAUUAUUUAAAAUUCACUGAAAAUGAAAAUAAAACAUUUGAAUAAUACAA
This is a messenger RNA of Patella vulgata (common limpet), 8451 nucleotides long. Its product is annotated as furin-1. Gene Ontology annotation, cellular component: trans-Golgi network; Golgi membrane. The record is from RefSeq and is a predicted model, not a curated record. Bases 332 to 2599 code for a protein of 755 amino acids. The transcript has 14 exons. Gene Ontology annotation, molecular function: serine-type endopeptidase activity. Gene Ontology annotation, biological process: peptide hormone processing. NCBI's taxonomy places the organism in Eukaryota, Metazoa, Mollusca, Gastropoda, Patellidae.